AUGUGCGUGAGCGCCUCUGGAGUACAGUACCCGACCAUCCCUACAAUAUAUCUAUUGCCGAAGAUCCAUAAGAACGCGCUGAUACCUCCUGGAAGACCUAUUGUGUCUGGGUGUAACUCCCUGACUGAACCAAUAUGUCAAUUCCUACGUGCAAGACGCCUGUGCUCCACGGAACAGGACUUUGAAAUGCAGGCCCGUGAUCUAGAGAAAAGAUUCCGUGAAAGGGGCUAUAGCAAUCGGAGCAUUAAAAGGGCAUACUGGAGAGCGAAAAAAACGGAUCGUGCGUCAUCCCUACAUAGAACAAGGACCAACAAGACAACUGACAACCAGGUGAGGUGCAUUUUAGAUUAUAACUCUCGUAGCCAUGAGAUUAGGCAGAUACUUGAACAGCAUUGGCCCGUUCUACAAGUGGAUGAGACACUAAAUGGUAUGAUACCUUCGAGACCAGCGAUUGCAUAUAGACGGAAUAGAAACUUGAAGGACCUUCUGGUGAGGAGCCACUAUGAGACUGAGGAGCCAUAUUUAUUUGGCUCCAAGGGCCCCAAAAACGGCUGCUCCCCAUGUGGUAAAUGCCUUGCAUGUAGUAAUAUAUUACGGACUGAUAUGUUUCGCAAUUCAUCCUGUACCAAGUCAUAUGAAAUUAGGCAGAAAAUAAACUGUGUAACCAAAGGGGUGGUAUAUGUUGCACAAUGCCCAUGCGAAUUGCUAUACGUGGGCAUGACCACCAGGGAGCUCCGCCGACGGGUCAGAGAGCAUAUCCUGGAUAUUAAUGCGGCAGCCAAUGAAACAAACCUUCAGUCUUUGAAAACCCUACCAAGACACUUUAAACUUAAACAUAACAGUGAUGCCACUCUCCUCAAAUUCAUAGGUAUCGACCACGUCCCGGUGGGUAUCAGAGGUGGCCAAUGGAAGAAAUUGGUUGCACAAAGAGAAACGCGAUGGAUCUUCAGGCUGGACACACUUGUACCUCACGGCUUAAAUGAGAUGUGUUAUGAGACUUACCAACCAGGGCCAUCACGUGACUACUUCUAGCCUCCUUCUAUCGUUGGAGUGACCUUACCACCGGAAUCAUGUUGGGACUCUCUUUCUCUUAUCAAUUUUAAAACAUACUUUUUUAUGUACACUUCCAGGGUCACAAUCCUCUCUCUAUAUAUUCUUUUACAUAUAUUUUUAAUACUUUUUUUAUAUUUAUUAUUAAUUUUAUUACUAAUUUUCAAUUAAUUAUAUAUUCCUUGAUACGAUAUUUUUACUCCCACUUCUUAUACCCUAUGUUUUUUUAUGCAUGAUUACAAUCCCUCUUUCUUCUUAUCACCUCAUCACACUUCUACACAGGCCUUUCAAUCACAUAUAUACGUUUUUCACUCAUACUAUUCACUUCUUUCAUCCCAUCUUACACUCCGUACACUAAUCUCACACUACACUGUCACUCCCCUAUUUUAUAUUUUUUCUAUAUACCCACAUUUUUAUGCCCCUCUUUGUUUAUUUAUAUUAUCUUUGGGGCUCUAAUCUAAUUGCUUAAAUUAUAUUUAACAUUCACUGCUACCCAUUUAUUUAUUUAAUUAUGACAGUGGUACUAAUUAUUAAGCCAUUUUUCAUAUUUCCACU
Messenger RNA from Hyla sarda, 1605 nucleotides. RefSeq lists its product as uncharacterized. The record is from RefSeq and is a predicted model, not a curated record. The transcript is spliced from 3 exons. Lineage: Eukaryota; Metazoa; Chordata; Amphibia; Anura; Hylidae. The coding region runs from base 1 to 1032 and encodes 343 amino acids.